Musca domestica (house fly) is the source of this 695-nucleotide messenger RNA. RefSeq names its product protein D3. Bases 54 to 584 code for a protein of 176 amino acids. The transcript is spliced from 2 exons. Lineage: Eukaryota; Metazoa; Arthropoda; Insecta; Diptera; Muscidae. The record is from RefSeq and is a predicted model, not a curated record.
AGAGCUCCAUAGUUUUGUGUAGACAGUAGAAUACGGAAAGUUAUUUCUUUACAAUGGAUUCCGGUGGCAUUAUUCCCGACAUUAUUGAUUCGAAGCCUGGUGCCGUUGCCAAGGUUACCUAUCCCGGUGAUGUCAAAGUUGAAUUGGGCAAGGAGUUAACGCCAACACAAGUAAAGGAUCAACCGGAAGUCAGUUGGGAAGCAGAAGACGGUGCUCUCUACACAUUGUUGAUGGUCGAUCCAGAUGCACCAUCUCGCCAGGAACCUACAUACCGUGAAAUUUUGCAUUGGUUGGUUAUCAAUAUUCCCGGCAACAAAGUUGCUGAUGGUCAAGUCAUAGCCGAAUACAUUGGCUCGGGCCCACCAGAGGGUACUGGCUUGCAUCGUUACGUUUUCUUGGUAUUCAAACAGGAGGGCAAGAUUUCCACUGACAAAUUUAUAGCAAAGACAAGCCGCGAAGGUCGUGUGAGUGUUAAGACCCGAGACUACAUUGCCAAAUAUAAGUUGGGAAAUCCCAUUGCCGGCAAUUAUUAUCAGGCCCAAUAUGAUGACUAUGUACCAACAUUGCAAGCACAACUAAAGUAAAUAAUGUCACUACAGACCAUUGUAUUUAUUAAGUAUAAUCACUAGUUAUGCCAAUCAAGAACAAUACAAAUAUAUAUCGCGAUUCGUGGUUAUUUGUCAAACAUGAAAGAA